GCAGACUCUUCAGAGAGAAUUAGCCGAUUCUAUCAUACGGUGCGCUCCUCUCGACGACAUACGAAUACUACUGGCCUGCGGGGCAAAAGUCAAUGAACCCGUCACUCAGGGGCUCAGACCAUUGCAUUACGCAACGUAUCAGAAGUAUUCCGAAGCCGUCAAUCUUCUUCUCGUUCGAGGCAGUGAUGUGGACGCCAUGGAUGAGGUCGGAUACACAGCUCUGCAUUUGUGCGCUGAGAGGGGGUAUUCAGAUCUGAUGAAAAUGCUUUUGGAUCGCAGCUGUCGAGUGAAGUUCACAGAACUACAGCCCGACGAUA
This is a messenger RNA of Medioppia subpectinata, 317 nucleotides long. The record is from the annotation of a GenBank genome assembly. Lineage: Eukaryota; Metazoa; Arthropoda; Arachnida; Sarcoptiformes; Oppiidae.